Molecule: messenger RNA, 4266 nt
Organism: Microsporum canis CBS 113480
Lineage: Eukaryota; Fungi; Ascomycota; Eurotiomycetes; Onygenales; Arthrodermataceae
Product: L-aminoadipate-semialdehyde dehydrogenase large subunit
Exons: 3
Coding region: 1-4266 (1421 amino acids)
Biological process (GO): L-lysine biosynthetic process
Molecular function (GO): L-aminoadipate-semialdehyde dehydrogenase [NAD(P)+] activity
Source: RefSeq, a predicted model, not a curated record
AUGGGAAUUGAGAGCGGUGCUUUGCAAGAGCGCCUCGAGAGGUGGGCUCAACGGCUGAAGAAUCUAACCAUCUCACCGCUCACGCGAGACUAUCCCGAAUCCACGUCGACAGGGUCCUCCAAACGAGCAAUUGAAGCGUUCGAGUCGUUGAAACUCUCCUCGGACGAGCAGUUAGCUGUGAAGAAACUAUGUAAAUCCAAGGAGUCGACAUUUCUCGUUUUCCUCACUGCUCUCAUCGUCAUAGUAAGCAGGUUGACCGGGGACGAGGAUAUUGCCCUGGGAACAAGCUCUGAGAAUGAUGGCCGGCCAUUCGUAUUACGGAUACCCAUCAACCACAGCGAAACUUUCUCCCAAUUGCUCGACAGGGUAACCAAGAUAUAUGAAGAGAGUGCUUCGGAUAUAGUUCCCCUGAGAAGUCUGCGAACUUAUAUCAGAAACGCUUCCAAGCUUGAGCAGGAACCAGUGCUCUUCCGAUUUGCUGCCUACGAUGCCCCUGCUGCAUCCCAGGAAUACCCUGCAAACACCUUCGAGACCACGGAUCUACUCUUGAAUAUUGCCUGUACCGACUUUGAAGUCGGUGGCUACUACAACCAGCGUCUUUUCUCCAGUGUCAGAAUAGCCACAAUACUGGCACAGAUUGUUCGUCUGGUCUACAAUGCAUCGCUUAACCCAGACGAGACCAUUGGAAGGAUUGAGUUCCUCACAGAGUCACAAAAAGCCCUCUUACCAGAUCCAACAAGCGACCUGCACUGGUCUGACUUUCGAGGAGCAAUCCAUGACAUCUUUUCCCGCAAUGCCGAGGCUCAUCCUGAGAAGCUUUGCGUUGUCGAGACCAAAUCUCGAUAUAACCCGCAUCGGGAAUUCACAUACCGACAAAUCCACGAAGCUUCCAAUAUCCUUGCGCACCACCUUGUUCAAUCUGGUGUGGAGAGAGGCGAAGUGGUUAUGGUGUAUGCUCAUCGGGGUGUAGAUCUUGUCAUUGCGGUCAUGGGUAUCUUGAAGGCUGGUGCGACUUUCUCUGUCAUUGACCCAGCCUACCCCCCUGAGAGACAGAUCAUUUAUCUCGACGUUGCCAGGCCUCGAGCCUUGAUAAACAUUGAAAAAGCGACUCAAGACGCCGGAGAGCUGGCUGAAUCUGUUCGCGCUUUUAUCGACCAGAACUUGGAACUUAGGACGGAAGUGCCAGCUCUCGUUUUACAUGAUGACGGCACCCUCGAUGGAGGCGUAGUUAACGGUGUUUCUGUUUUGGAAAAGCAGACUUCCCUGAAGUCAACUCCUGUUGGUGUCGUCGUCGGGCCUGACUCCGCUCCCACCCUUUCCUUUACAUCCGGAUCCGAAGGCCGUCCAAAGGGUGUCAAAGGAAGACAUUUCUCUCUCGCCUACUACUUCCCAUGGAUGUCAAAGACAUUUAAACUCACACCAGACGACCGCUUUACCCUUCUCAGCGGUAUUGCACAUGAUCCAGUACAACGUGAUAUCUUCACGCCUCUAUUCCUUGGUGCCCAGCUCCUGGUUCCCUCUCGGGAAGAUAUCCAGAAUGAACGUCUGGCUGAAUGGAUGCGUGAAUACAAGGCAACAGUUACCCAUUUAACCCCUGCUAUGGGCCAGAUUCUCGUUGGUGGAGCUACUGCUCAAUUUCCAUCAUUGCAUCAUGCAUUCUUUGUCGGGGACAUUUUAAUUAAACGAGAUUGUCGAUCUCUUCAGGGUCUGGCGCCAAACGUUAACAUCGUGAACAUGUAUGGUACCACUGAGACUCAGCGGGCCGUUAGUUAUUUUGAAAUUCCUUCCGCGGCAGAGCAGGUAGGAUAUCUCGAUACCGUGAAAGAUGUCAUUCCAGCAGGAAAAGGGAUGGUAGACGUCCAAUUGCUUGUCGUCAACCGAUUUGAUCGAACCAAAUUAUGCGCUAUCGGAGAAAUCGGAGAGAUAUACGUACGAGCUGGUGGGCUGGCAGAAGGGUAUCUAGGCUCCCCCGAAUUGAAUGAAAAGAAAUUCAUCCCGAACUGGUUCGUUGACCCUCAAAUCUGGGAAGAGAAAGAAAAAGAACGUGCCUCCUCAUCUAAUGAGCCCUGGAGGAAAUUCUACUUGGGUCCAAGAGAUCGUAUGUACCGUAGUGGUGACCUGGGUAGGUAUACUCCUUCUGGUGAUGUUGAAUGCUCUGGAAGAGCCGACGAUCAGGUUAAAAUUCGCGGGUUCCGAAUUGAGCUGGGAGAAAUUGACACACAUCUAUCUCGCCAUCCUCUUGUUCGAGAAAACAUAACACUGGUUAGACGAGACAAGUUUGAGGAACCCACCCUUGUCAGCUACAUAGUUCCCCAGAUGGGUAAAUGGUCAUCAUGGCUAGAACAGAAAGGCUUAAAGGACGAUACUUCAGCUGAAGGAAUGGUCGGGAUGCUGACUCGCUUCCGACCCCUUCGUGAUGAUGCGAGGGAAUAUCUUCGAGGAAAGCUCGCAUCUUACGCAGUUCCAACUGUCAUUAUCCCACUCCGAAGAAUGCCAUUGAAUCCGAAUGGUAAAAUCGACAAACCAGCCCUCCCAUUCCCGGACACUGCUGAGCUCAGUGCGGCUGCUCCUCGUCGUCGUUCUUCAGUUCUCCAGGAACUUUCAGAUACUGAGCAAGAGGUAGCAAAGACAUGGGCAAAACUCCUUCCAAAUAUCACCGCAAGAAUGAUCGGGCCAAAUGACUCGUUCUUUGACCUCGGUGGACACAGCAUUCUUGCGCAGCAGAUGUUCUUCGAGCUCAGGAAGAAAUGGAGAAGUGUCGAUAUCAGCAUGAGUGCUAUCUUCCGUAACCCAACUCUCAGGGGUUUCUGUAAUGAAAUCUCGCGUAUUCAAGAUAACCACUCUUUGACAGACGGUAGUCAAAACCAGGGUGCAGAAGCAACGCAAGUUGAGAAGGCUGUUUCUGACGAAUAUUCAAGGGAUGCAAAGGAACUGGUUGCUAAACUCCCUACCCAAUUCGCUGCUUCGGCUGAGUCUGCUUUGAAUGAAGGGUCAACAGUAUUUUUAACUGGCGCCACCGGUUUCCUUGGAGCAUAUAUCCUUCGUGACCUACUUUCGAGAUCCAAGCCAUCUCUCAAGGUUAUCUGCCUCGUCCGUGCCAAAACCCCCCAGUUGGCUCUUGAGCGGAUCCAAUCAACCUGCAGGGCUUAUGGAUUCUGGUCAGACUCGUGGGUUAGCCAGCUUGAGUGCGUUCAGGGAAACCUAGGUGACGAAAACCUUGGGCUCUCUACAGAGUUUUUCAAUGACAUCGCAGCCCGAGUAGAUGUGGUCAUCCACAAUGGUGCACUUGUUCAUUGGGUCUACCCUUAUUCUAACCUGAGAGGCCCGAAUGUCCUGGGUACAAUCGACACUCUACAAUUAUGUGCAACUGGAAAGCCAAAGCAAUAUGCCUUCAUCAGCUCUACCAGUGUGCUUGAUACCGAUCACUACGUGCAAGAGUCUGAGAGGAUUAUUGCUGAAGGUGGGUCGGGUAUCAGUGAGUCUGAUGACCUUGCUGGAAGUAGUGAGGGACUCGGCACUGGGUAUGGACAAAGUAAAUGGGCAGGAGAAUUCCUUGUCAGAGAGGCUGGUAGGAGAGGUCUACGAGGUGCAAUCGUUCGCCCAGGCUAUGUAACCGGGGACUCCACAUCGGGAAAUACGAAUACCGAUGAUUUCUUGAUCCGAAUGAUUAAGGGAUGCAUCCAGCUCUCAUCACGGCCAAAUAUUCACAAUACCAUAAACAUGGUCCCUGUGGACCACGUAGCACGGGUAGUCGUCGCAUCAGCUUUCCAUCCUCCAAAGCCGGAGCUCUCCGUCACACAUGUAACCAGCCAUCCACGUCUCCGAUUCAACCAGUUCCUCGGUACUCUACAAACGUACGGUUAUGAUGUUCCACAAGUUGAUUACGUGCCGUGGUCUAGCUCGCUAGAGCAAUAUGUGAAUGAUUCUCAGAAUUCUGUUUCUCAGCACGCAUUCAGUCACUUUAUCAGGAUGCCCCUAUACCACUUUGUCACUGCGGAUCUGCCAUCAAACACAAGAGCGCCAGAGCUUGACGAUACCAAUGCGUCCACGUCACUCAAAUCAGAUGCGAAAUGGUCUGGAGUUGAUGUAUCUGCCGGUAGUGGUGUGACUGAGGAACUAAUGGGCCUUUAUCUCGCAUAUCUUGUCGCAAUUGGAUUCCUUUCGUCACCUCCUGCAGCUUCGGCCAAACCACUUCCCGUUGUUAACCUCUCGGAUACACAAAAAGCUGCUCUUGCCGGCGUGGGUGGUCGCGGUGGCUCUUCUUAG